ACCGGGGUCCUUCUCACAGUCGUUGUCGCAUCAGGGUGUUGUAGGCUAUCAUCAACGACGCUGCUUUACACGGCUGGAAACAAACACAGCACUAUGCAGUUUCGGAAUUCGAUCCAGGUGUGUGUUGUUGUGGCAACAUUGCUGUCACUGUCACAGUCCUUCCGCAGAGGCGUUCCCGAGGGGUCAGAUCUAUACAAUAGCCUGUCCACUGUGGAAGCAAAACGGUCGACAAUAUUUGAUAGGAUGGGUCGAUUUUAUGGGAAAAGAAGUUCAACGGAAAUGGAAAGAAUGAAUGGUAAAAUAAGGCCCUUGUACACCACUGAAGAAAUGAGGGAACUAGUGUCUGGUUCUCCAAGACUUCUUGCAGGAAUAAUCAGAGGAUACAUUGACAGGAAUGGCGAUGGCUUGGUCGACGAAGAGGAAAUGUCACAGCUGAAGAAGAGAAUUCAGUAUCAGUAGGAUCUGAUUCGUGAAACCGAUUCGUGAAACCUUUUCGUGAAACCUCUUCGUGAAACCUCUCGUCAAACUGUUACAAACAGCAGCGUGCAAUUGCUGGACCCACGAUAUCACGUUUCUGUAUACUGUAUAUCAUAGAAUGGUGCUAUGCAUUUCAACAAGUGACAUCAUGGAUUCUUGGAGGAUUUACAUUGCAUCCCUACCAUCACAUGCAAAACAUACGUACAGUGAUGCCAUAUUCAUUAGUACAGACGGUGUUCUGAACGUCGCCAUAAAGUCUUUCUUUUCUUUUACAAUGCAAAUAAAAGACUAUUUUUCCUUA
Messenger RNA from Haliotis rubra (blacklip abalone), 778 nucleotides. RefSeq lists its product as uncharacterized. The transcript has 4 exons. Bases 94 to 459 code for a protein of 121 amino acids. Lineage: Eukaryota; Metazoa; Mollusca; Gastropoda; Lepetellida; Haliotidae. The record is from RefSeq and is a predicted model, not a curated record.